UGGCAACAAAACUAGGAGGGGAAGGUGAGUGGCAUCUGGAAUGAACUUUGACUGUAAGGUGGGAUUCAGCUCCUGGAAAAUAUGCUAGAAGCAUGCACAAAGCUCAUGCAGGAAGUCGUCCUCCUGGUUCUCCUGGGGGCCAUGUCAGGGGGAGAGGCACUACACCUCAUCCAUGUACCUGCUACAAGCAAUGUGGCAGAGAAUUCUCCACCUGAGACUUCAGUGCACAAGUUUUCUGUGAAAUUAUCAGCAUCGCUGUCUCCUGUGAUGGCAGGGUUUCCCCUCAUCAUCAACUCAAGUCCCCUCACAGAAGCCUUCAGGGUGAACUGGCUGUCAGGCACUGACUUUGAGGUUGUCACCACUGGGAAGGAACAACUGGAUUUUGAAACAGGACCAAACAUAUUUGAAUUGCAGAUUUACGUUAAGGAUGACGUUGGCGUCACUGACCUACAGGUCCUGACUGUCCAGAUAACAGAUGUGAAUGAGCCACCUCAGUUUCAUGGCAACUUGGCAAAAGGUCUAUACCUCUACGUAGUGGAAGGAGCAAAUCCUGGCUUCAUUUACCAGGCUGAGGCCUUCGACCCAGAAGACACAAGCCGAAACAUACCCCUCAGCUAUUUCCUGACUAAUCCCUCAAAGAACUUUAGAAUGUCUGCUAAUGGGACCCUCUUCUCUACCACAGAAUUUGACUUUGAAGCAGGACACAGCAGUUAUCAUCUCAUUGCCGAAGUGAGAGACAGCGAAGGGCUCAAAGCCUCCACAGAGCUCCAGGUGAACAUUGUGAACAUCAAUGAUGAAACCCCUCGCUUCACCAGCCCAAUUCGAGCAUACAAGAUUCCUGAGGAGCUGAGGCCAGGAACCAUUGUGGCCAAUAUCACAGCUGAGGACCCUGAUGAUAGAGGUUUUACCAGCUUCCUCCUCUACAGCAUCACUACUGUCAACAGCUAUUUCAUGAUCAAUCAGUUGACUGGUACCAUCCAAGUGGCACGCAGGCUGGACCGAGAUGCAGGUGAAUUAAGACAAAACCCCACCAUUUCUCUGGAAGUCCUGGUGAAGGAUAGACCCUUUGGGGGUCAGGAGAAUCGCGUGCAGAUAACCUUCAUUGUGGAAGACAUUAAUGACAAUCCUGCCGCCUGCUCCACGUUCACCUUCAGCAUUAUGGUGCCUGAAAGAGCAGCCAAGGGGAUGUUGCUUCUGGACCUGAACAAGUUCUGCUUUGAUGAUGACAGCAAAGCACCGAACAACCAAUUCAACUUCACGGCGCCAUCUGGAGUGGGCAGCAGCAGGUUUGCACAGGCUGCAGCUGGCUCCGGGAAAAUUGUGUUGAUUGGUGAUCUAGAUUAUGAAAACCCAAGUAAUCUAGCAGUCGGCAAUAUAUACACGGUGAUAAUCCAGGUGCAGGAUGUUGUGCCUCCUUACUACAAAAAUAACAUCUACAUUUAUUUCAUAACAAGCCCAGAAAACGAGUUUCCUCUUGCCUUUGAAAGGUCAUCCUACAUAUUUAACGUGUCAGAAUUAAGCCCAGCAAGAACCCGGGUUGGACAGGUGCAAGCGGCUGACAAAGACUUGCCCCAAAGCAGCACUGUGUACUCCAUCACCGCCGGAGGGGCCAGCCUCCAGCACCCAAAUAUAUUUUGGAUUAAUCCCAGAACGGGAGAACUCCAGCUGGUGAUGAAAGCAGACUAUGAAACAACCCCCGUCUAUAUUCUCAGAAUCCAGGCCACCAACAGUGAGGACACGAGCUCAGUCACUGUUACUGUGAAUGUCCUCGAAGAAAAUGAUGAAGAGCCAGUUUGUAUCCCAAACUCCUAUUUCCUGGCCAUCCCAGUGGACCUGAGAGUUGGCACAAACAUUCAAAAUUUCAAGCUUUCGUGCACUGACCUCGAUUCCAGCCCCAAGUCUUUUCGUUACUCCAUUGGUCCAGGCAACAUCAACAGUCAUUUCACCUUCUCUCCCAACGCUGGAUCCAACGUCACAAGCCUGCUCCUUGCAACACGCUUUGACUAUGUUAGUGGGCUUGAUAAGCUCUGGGACUACAAAUUACUUGUCUACAUAACAGACGACAACUUGCUCUCUGGCAGGAAGAAAGCUGAGGCUCGCAUUGAAACAGGGACAGUGACACUGAGUAUUAGUGUCAUUCCUCAUCCAACCACAACUGUCACCACAACCCCCAAGCCCAGGAUUAUCUACCAGGUCCUGAGGGAAAACGUUUACUCUCCAUCGGCGUGGUAUGUGCCUUUUGUCACCACUCUGGGCUCCAUAUUGCUUCUGGGCCUCCUGGCAUCCCUGCUCAUCCUGUUGGCCAAAGCCAUCCACAAACACUGUCUCUGCAACACUGGGAAGCACAGAAAAGCUGUGGUGAAGAAACAAGAAAUGAAGGAUACCAAGAGAGAGGUGGUGGUGGAAACAAUCCAGAUGAACACUGUCUUUGAUGGAGAAGCCACAGACCCAGUUACCGGGGCAGUAUAUGAAUUCAACUCAAAAAGUGGAGCCCGAAAGUGGAAAGAUCCAUUAACUCAAAUGCCAAAAGAGUCCAGACUGGAGGGAGCUGCUCAGAGUAGAGCAGCCGCUGGGGAAAGAGCCAGGCCACCCAGGAGCUCCGACAAGGUAGGAGACAGGCCCAAGGGCAAAGUGCAGGCUGAGGAUGCAGGCUGGGGGGCCAGAAACCAGGAUGGCAAAUCAGGCACCCCCAAGAACAGAGACGCAGCCCUCUUGAGCAGGGCGUCCCCCAAACUGCACCCAGGAAAGUAAGUGGCGUCUGUCUGGUUGCCCGUGUGCAGGGGGCACAGGGGAGUCCCCUUGACUGAAUGUGGGUUGCUGCCUCCCCUAAAUGCUGUGAAGAUAGGGGCGGGGGACCCCUGAGGUUGGAGAUGUGAGCCUAGGAACUCACCUAGGGUCCCAAUGGGUGUUUAUAAUUAAUGGGAAGGGGUCUGAUUGCCUAAUUGCUUUUUUUCUGAGAUGGCACAGCAGAGAUCUCUCUAAGGUCUCUGUGCCUCUGGUCGGUCGAACUGUCAGCUUCUGGAUUCAGAACUGUUUUGUUUCCUUUGCACUUACUGUUAGGAAGCUCCAUUUGGGGCAUCCCUAGGAGGUGCACAGGGCUUCCUGACAGGAGUCCUGAAGACGGUCCCCCCACCUGGUCUGAUCUUAUUUCCCAGCUCGUGUUUUAGUAUCACCUCGAUUUCUUCACAGACACAGCUCAAGACCAUACACCUUUGUGAGUCACCUCCAAUCUUUUCCCAAUGAAGCAGAGCUGGGAAAAAUUUAAAAAGAUGAGCAAAUAAUGAGUUGUUUAUUGGGAAGAAGAAAACUCAAUAGACACAUUCUUUUUAUUCUUUAUUUUAAUUGAGGAUUAACAUAUCCAAUACAAUGCCCAGAUCUAAGGUAUUCAGCUUGACAUUAGGCUCCCUCCAGAGGCAACCAGAGGCUGAUUUUUGUCAUAGGCUAGUUUUGCCUUUUUGGAAUGCCAAAUGAAAUCACAUGCAAUGUGU
Manis javanica (Malayan pangolin) is the source of this 3488-nucleotide messenger RNA. The record is from RefSeq and is a predicted model, not a curated record. NCBI's taxonomy places the organism in Eukaryota, Metazoa, Chordata, Mammalia, Pholidota, Manidae.